AUGGCCGAGAGCGAAGGCAGGACAAAAUUAUUCCAAUGUAUACACUGCGCAUUGGUUCUCGGUGAUGGCGUUGCACCAUUUGGCCAGCCUAUUGCUUUUAGCUGUGUUACUCUGAGUUCUGUGACCGAUAAUCUGGAGAUCACCGCAGAUAGAUUUCAGAGUAAGAAAUCUGAAGAUUACGGCGCAGUGUAUGUUUGGCUAAGAUGUAAUCGCUGCAAGUCAUUAGCGGGGAGGAUGUACAAAGACGUGCCGUACGAAUUGGAGCACAUUAGAAAUACAUUCACACUUGACUUGAGCUCUGGCAACGUCUCUGUUUACCCAAAUAGCCAGAGUGAUUCGGAGCCGUAUGUAGAAGAUAAAACAGUUUCAGAGAUGGCAAAGCUGAAAGGGCUAAUACUGAUGCACAACGAGAAGAUACGUGGACUACAGAAGAAAGUAACAGAGCUCAAAGGACAUAACAGUACGCUUGAAGAUCAAAAUGAGGCAUUCAAGAAGCACAUGAACAAGAUGACGUCAUUACUCGAACAAGACGACGCACGACUACGGUCACUUGAAAAGUCAAUUAAAAAGAUGCAACAAAACUUAUGA
Molecule: messenger RNA, 588 nt
Organism: Wallemia ichthyophaga EXF-994
Lineage: Eukaryota; Fungi; Basidiomycota; Wallemiomycetes; Wallemiales; Wallemiaceae
Product: Kinetochore protein mis18
Exons: 2
Coding region: 1-588 (195 amino acids)
Biological process (GO): chromosome segregation; CENP-A containing chromatin assembly
Cellular component (GO): chromatin; chromosome, centromeric region; nucleus
Source: RefSeq, a predicted model, not a curated record